UCAAUGUUUCAUAAAUUCAUAAUUAGAUUUUUGACAGAUUUUUUUAGACUAAUCAUGUAAACUUCAUGAGCCACAUCAUGAAGAACAAAACAAAAAUAGUGCAGGUGUCAAAUAUUGCACCACAGGCAACUAAAGAUCAGCUUUCUUCUCUAUUUUCAUUUGUUGGCAAGAUUGAUGACAUCCGACUCUUCCCUAUCAUUCGUGAUGUUGCCAUCCCUGUGCAGUCAAGAAUUUGCUUCAUCAAGUUCAGUGAGCGUGACAAUGUCGGAGUCGCGCAGCACCUCACCAACAUUGUCUUCAUUGACCGUGCCCUGCUGAUCAUCCCAUACGUGCCAGGGGACAUGCCAGAUGAACCUAAAGCAAUUGAACUCCUCAAUUUUACUGCUAGUUUCCCCAACCUCCUGAAGGAGGUGGCUUGGCCUUCACAUGUCAAGACUGAGAUUGAUGGGAUCAUCCUGAGAACAACAGACCCUGAGCUUACCCAGCAAGGGUUGCCCGAGUAUCCAAACUUGCCGGCCACCACCGAGAGCUUCAAAGUCAAUGAGAUCAGGAGGACGCUUGUGUUUGAUAAUUUACCUCCUGAGACUACAGCAGAACAGCUGGAGGACUUUGCCAGCAGUGCGGGUGAUGUGAAGUUUUUAAGACUUGGAGAUGUUGAUGCAACAACUGGGAAACUCAACGCCUUGGUCGAGUUCAGUAGCCAGCUCUCCAUACCUGCUGCCCUCAAGCUCCAUUCUCAGAUACUUAAUGGCAAUCGAAUUAACGUGAACCACUCGACGGUGGCGGUCGUGAAGCCCGUGACCAAAAGCAAUGAAGCGGCAGAGCGAGAGAUUGAGGAAGCCAUGCAGCGGGUGAAGCAGGCGCAGAGUUUGCUGAGCACUGUUGACCCCAUGGCCCUCAUGGACCCAAGUGCCCUUGAAACUAAGGCUUCCAAGUCCAGGUCAAGAUCUCAUUCCCGAAGCUCGCCAUCUCGACGCAAAAGCCGGUCGCGCUCACGCUCCAGGUCCCGCCGUCAUCGGUCCCGGUCCAAGUCGCGCUCCCACCGCAGCUCGCGCUCCAGGAAGCGGUCCCGCUCCAGGCGCCGCUCCCGCUCCAAGUCCCGCUCAAGGAGGAGGUCACGCUCCAGGUCUCAUAAGAAGUCUCGUUCUCGGUCGCCCCGAUCGAAGAGCUCUAGAAAAGACAAAGAUCGUGACAAGGAUAAGAAAAGAUCGAGCCGUGAUCGUGAUCGCAAAGACAGGGAUAAGGACAAAGAUCGGGACAAGGAUAAAGAUAAGGGCAAAGACAGAGACAAGGAUAAGGACAAAGACAAGGAUGGGAAUAAAGACGACAAAAAAGACCAGAGUAGCAGCAGCAGUAAAGGAUCCGAAAGUACGAAGCCUGAAGCCAGCGAAAAGCCUGGCGAGCAAGAGCAGCUGCCUAAAGAAGAGGAAGUAAUUGCUAUAGGAGAUGGAGAAGUUAAAGAAGAAGUCAAGGAAGAACUACAACAGGAAGAGCCUGAGUGUGUUGAGGUCGAGAAAGAGAGUCAGGCCGUGAAAACUGAGCCUCAAGAGAACUCAAAAGUGAGUUCAGGAGAGGAAGAAACUAAGAAAGAGAAGGAUGCUAAGAAGGAGAAAGAUCGAUCGCCGGAGAAGAAGUCUCGGGAUAAGGACAAAGAAAAGAGUCACCGGCGCUCCCACUCCCCCAGCCCGCGACGCAGCGGCCGUCGUCGCUCCAAGUCGCGUUCUCCCGCGCGCCGCAAGAAGCAUCGCUCGCGCUCACGGGACCGCAAGCGUUCGCGCUCGCCCACUUCGCGCUCCAGCAAGCGCAGGACUCCUUCACCCUCGCACAGGCGCGAUCGCCGCAGCCACAGCCGUGACAAGAAGGACAGCAGCGGUCGAGAUCGACGAGACCGCGACAAGAAGGAGCCCGCCGAGUCCGGCAAAGACCGCGACAGGAAGGAGUCCGAGCUCAACAAGGAAGGUGAACGCAAGGAUUCUGAGAGCAGCAGAAGCCGGGACAAGAAAGACUCUGAGCCUUCUAGAGAUCACGACAAAAAAGAGUCCGAGUCCAGACGUGAUCGUGACAAGAAAGAUCCGGAGUCUGGCAGAGACCGGGACCGAAAAGAGCGCGAGUCCAGCAGAGACCGGGACCGAAAAGAGGUCGAGUCUGGAAGAGAUCGGGACCGAAAAGAGCGCGAGUCCAGCAGAGACCGGGACCGAAAAGAGCGCGAGUCCAGCAGAGACCGGGACCGAAAAGAGCGCGAGUCCAGUAGAGAUCGAGACCGGAAGGAGAAAGACCGCCAUAGAGACCGCGAUAAGGAAAAGGAUCGUAGCGAUAGAGAAAGAGAUCGUGGUGAUAAGGAUAGAGAUCGUGGCGAUAGAGAUAGAGAUCGUGGUGGUGAAAAGGAAAGAGAUCGUGGCAAUAAGGAAAGAGACCGUGAUAAAGAAAGAGAUCGCAAGGACAAGAAAAGAGAACGCAGAGAUAGAGACGAAAAGCGCGACCGAGAGAAGAAAGAAGAGAAAGAAAAGGACGAGAAAAAAGAAUCCAUGGUGGCGCGUAACUACGACGAAGAGGAACAGGGCUACGAGAAACAGGACGGCAAGAAGGAAAGCCGUGCCAGCCCUGUGGUUGACAUGGACAUCUCGCCCUGAUUUUUGCUCUAACUAAGUCAUCAAAAAUGCACGAUUUUUGCUCUAGAAAAUACAAGAUGAACGCAAAAUUGUUGAUUUUCGACAGACACGAUGAAUGUAACGGACGUAACUUGUUAUAAGAUCAAACAAAAAUGUUCGCCGCCACUGGCAAUGGUAAAAUGCCUGAAAUCUUAAGUUCAGAUUCCAUUUCAUUUAUCGCCACAGCGUUGCACUGUGCAUUAAUUUUAAUUAUUUAAUUCAGGUUCUCUCUCAAAUAUGCCUCUUUAUAGAAUUACUAGUAUGACACUAAAUUGAAUUGAGGAUAGACUAUUUUACCACAAGACGGAACGUUGUUGGCUCAGAUCUGAAGCCUGGAUUCCGCACUACGGGCAAUGCUCACAAAGGCAAGUGUCGAUAAAUUGCCUUGACGUCACUCGUAACUAAUUUAUAUGAUUUAAACUAUCGUACUAGCAAUCCUCUUCUGCUGCUCUUGAGCCUUACACCUGAGUAAUUUCAAUGUCAGAUAUUCGGUUGAUGUCCGGAGCCCUUGUGCGAGUGGCCUGAAUUGUAACGUCCACCAAAUUCUCAAGGCUUAAUUCAAGUGUAAGAGCGGAUGUUAGCUCUGCAUAUAGUUAGGAUUGUAGCAUCAGUGACAUUUUAAUUUUGAUGAAAAUUAUUGUAGCAUUGGUGGAAAAUACACGUAUUCAGUGUCAAAUCGGAUAACCUUGCUUCUUCUGCAUCUUCAUAAUUAUUCUUGAUCAUCUAAGGAAAUGCAAAUUCUGUGUUUGAUUUCUUUAAUUUACCGUUUUAACCAUGUAUGUUUUGACACUUCUUCGUCGAUGCUGGAAUAUUGCCUAACGUAUCACCCCUCAAAUACGUUUGAUUAUUGUAACUACGUUUCUAUCAUUGCCUGUACCUUCAUUCAUCCAAAAAACAGUCAAAUUAUGUCCGUGACUGCCGCUAAUCUGCUGGUAAUCUCCGUUAAUCUAAGCGCGUACUCACUCCAGCCAUUGUCUGAUGCCUGACGGCUACACUUGAGACCGAUUUACUUGAACAUGUUCCUAUCUGCCACCAACUAAAUGUUGAGCCAAAAUCUCUCUGGGGCUGGAAAUCGCUUGUGAGACUCGAUUAUGCUCCUAUGCUUCUAAUGUAAGGAGUAUUUCUAAUUCUAAAUUGUAGAAGAGAUGAGAACAA
Hyalella azteca is the source of this 3803-nucleotide messenger RNA. It is a transcript of the gene Srp54, whose product is annotated as probable splicing factor, arginine/serine-rich 7. The record is from RefSeq and is a predicted model, not a curated record. The transcript has 11 exons. Gene Ontology annotation, cellular component: nucleoplasm. NCBI's taxonomy places the organism in Eukaryota, Metazoa, Arthropoda, Malacostraca, Amphipoda, Hyalellidae. Gene Ontology annotation, molecular function: RNA binding. The coding region runs from base 66 to 2630 and encodes 854 amino acids.